Messenger RNA from Manduca sexta (tobacco hornworm), 3074 nucleotides. It is a transcript of the gene Vps16A, whose product is annotated as vacuolar protein sorting-associated protein 16 homolog. Lineage: Eukaryota; Metazoa; Arthropoda; Insecta; Lepidoptera; Sphingidae. Gene Ontology annotation, molecular function: actin binding. The transcript is spliced from 15 exons. Gene Ontology annotation, biological process: vacuole fusion, non-autophagic; intracellular protein transport; endosomal transport. Gene Ontology annotation, cellular component: HOPS complex; cytoplasm; endosome. Bases 289 to 2943 code for a protein of 884 amino acids. The record is from RefSeq and is a predicted model, not a curated record.
ACUGCAUACAAACUGACAAGUGAUUUUACUACUGGAUAGCAAAAGUGUAUUUACCUACAAAUUUAUGUCUUUGUGUUUAAGUAUUACUAAUUUAAUCUGAAAUAUUAGUGUUUUAAAUAAUACUGUGAUAUCCACAUAAUAAAAAGGGCCACAUCCAGACACGGAAUGACCAAAUAAAUUGCAAUGGAACACUGACUUUUGAUCAUUCAGUUCGCGAUUGCUUAUUGAUAAGGAAGAGGAAACUCCAAUACUAAUUAAUAUUGUUAUAAAUACAUAAACAAACUAAAAAUGUCGGUGCUUUUAACUGCAGAUUGGUUCCAGUUGGACUCCUAUUAUAGGAAGUUUGACCUAUACAUGAUGAACUGGAAAAUGGACGAAGGCCUUGGCAAUAUGAUUGUAUGUGGAGCUCCUUAUGGCGGUCCAAUGGCUGUGAUGAGAGACAAGAAACAGUUUGUGCAAAUCAAGACUACCACCAAGCCUGUUAUCACUAUAUACAAUUGUGCUGGCAAUAUUAUAUCCAAAAUAUUGUGGAACAGCGGUGUAUUGGUACAUAUGGGCUGGUCAGAUUCCGAACAGCUUCUAUGCAUUCAAGAGAGUGGUGAUGUCCUCAUUUACGACAUGUUUGGAGCGUACCAGAAAACAUUCAACUUGGGCCAAGAAGUUAGAGACACAAAGGUAUACAAAGCACAAGUAUUCCAGAACUCACAUGGCAUCGGUAUAGCAGUGAUCACCACUACAAACAGGAUGUUCAUGUUGAACAAUGUCUCCGUACCAAAAGUUAGAUCACUACCCGAUAUUCCAAAGCCUAACGAACCUAUAUCGAGUUGGUGCGCAAUGGAUUCUGGUUUCCUCGUAUGCAGAGACAAGGAAAUUUACAAAUGCCAGCUUGGUGAAUCCAGAGCUGUGCUUUUGCGUCCAGACAUACGAAACGCUUACACUCAAAUACUGUCAAUAGUGGCUUCACAGAACGGUAAACAUAUAGCCCUAUUCACUGACUCUGGUUGUCUAUGGAUCGGGUCGUCAGAUCUGAAAACGAAAUAUUCGGAAAUAGACACGGGACAUAUAAAACAACCUAAAGAACUGUUGUGGUGCGGUUCCCAAGCCAUUGUAGUACAUUGGGAUGAUUUACUAUGCAUGUACGGAACCAAAGGCAACUCUGUAUCUUACCCCUACGACGGUCCAUUCCACCUCAUACAAGAGAUGGAUUGCGUUCGAGUCGUGUCCGAAAUGACCCACGAACUGAUACAGAAAGUCCCGUUUGUCGUCGAAAAAAUAUUUAGGAUCAAUAGUACUGCCCCUGGAUCAUAUUUGGUUGAAGCUUCUAGGCAGUUUCAGAAACGAAGCCACAGAGCGGACGAGUACAUUAGGCUAGUGAAGCCCGACCUAGCCAUCGCCGUGCAGGACUGUAUAGAGGCGGCGGCGUUUGAGUUCAACACCGAGGUACAGAAAAUGCUCAUAAGGGCGGCGCAGUUCGGGAAGUGUUUCCUCGUGGACCAGGAGUUGACGGAGCUGUACGUGAAGACCUGCAGGUCGCUGCGGGUGCUCAACGCCAUCAGGGACCCUAAAGUGGCGAUACCACUUACGUCGGUCCAGAUGAGCACUCUGCGCGAGCUCGUGGUGGUGGACCGGCUGGUGUGGCGCCGCCUGCACUGCCUGGCCGCGCACGCCGCCGCCGCGCUGCAGCUGCGCGACGGGCGCACUGGGCUUGCUACAAGGUACUGUGCCUACUGGAUGUCGGUAGAGGUUCCUCAGCGGUGGUGCAGGAUGAGCACUCUGCGCGAGCUCGUGGUGGUGGACCGGCUGGUGUGGCGCCGCCUGCACUGCCUGGCCGCGCACGCCGCCGCCGCGCUGCAGCUGCGCGACGGGCGCACGCGCGUGCUCUCGCACUGGGCUUGCUACAAGGUAUCUCAAACGCACGUGGACAACGAGAGUGCCGCUCGCGAGAUAGGCGAGAAACUUCGCAACGUGCCGGGCAUUUCGUACACAACCAUAGCCAUGAAAGCGGCCGAGAAGGGAAGGAAGGCGCUUGCUAUUAAGAUUCUAGAAUACGAAACACAUAGUAAGCUGCAAGUGCCGUUGCUACUGUCCCUUGGGGAGGGACACACGGCGCUCCUCAAGGCAACCAUGAGCGGAGACACCGACCUCGUGUACUACGUGCUACUCCAACUCAAGGAGAAAAUGAGCAAGAAUGAAUUUGAAAUGGCGAUCCGCGGCUUCCCCCUCGCCCACGCGCUGUACAUAAAGUACUGCGCCAUCCACAACCGCGAGGCGCUGCGCCAGGUGUACGUACAAGAGGACAACUUCCACGGACAAGUCGCGACACACAUCCGCGACGCCAUCGACGAGACCAACCCGGGCAGCAUCGAGGCGUCGCUCAUAUCCGCCAGGGAGUGUUAUAAGAAGGGCAAGAAUGAUUUUGGUGCAGCGAUAUGCGAGGACGCUAGGAAGCUUUGCAAACAACAGUCGAGUCUACAAGAGACGUACGGAACGAGCUUCGUCGGUCUCUCGCUCCACGACUCCGUGAAGAAACUCCUCGACCAGGGCGAAGUGAAGUUAGCUGAUAAACUCCGUUCAGAAUACAAGAUGCCUGAUAGAAGGUACUGGUGGCUUAGAAUCCUAACGCUGGCAGAGAAAGGUGACUGGCAGGAACUGGAUCGAUUCUCAAAGGCCAAGAAAUCUCCCGUCGGGUACGAGCCGUUCGUAGACGCGUGCCUCCAGUACAACGAGCAUGAUGAAGCAUUGAAAUAUUUACCGCGAUGCAAGGACGAGAUUAAAGUCAAGUACUACGUCAAAGCUGGAUUCUAUGAGAAAGCCGCCGAAGUCGCCUUCGAGCAGAAAGACGAAGGCGCCCUGCUAUACGUUCAAAACAAAUGUCCACUACAAGACUCGGUGACACGCUCUAAAAUAUCAGCUCUUUUGGAACUAUUAGUUACUAAAAAGUGAUCAGAUAUAUUAAUCGGUAUAAAUGAUCUGAUUAAUGCAAUAUUUAAUUUUAAAUGAUAUCUACACAUAAAAAAAGUGUCUGUAAUGUAAUUAAGGCUUUUCCACAAGCUUGUAAAUGGAGAUCUAGAGUC